Molecule: messenger RNA, 1421 nt
Organism: Diabrotica balteata
Lineage: Eukaryota; Metazoa; Arthropoda; Insecta; Coleoptera; Chrysomelidae
Source: the annotation of a GenBank genome assembly
CAAAAAAAUAAUGAAUGUGACAUUGCUGAAAAAAAUUUCCAAAUGACCGAAUCUCAAAUUGAUGUCGAUGCUUCCUCGGAUAUUACAGAAAUUCCACACGUUGUUAUUCUUCACGAAAGAUUAUCUAGAAGAAAAUCUGACAGAUAUAUAUUAAAUAUUGCAUUAGCUUAUUAUAAAAUCGGAUAUAAAGUCAGCAUUUUAACAUCCGAAUUUGAGAGAAAUGAAGCUAUUACCGAUAUAAGGUUUGCAGGAAAAGUGGCACUUGAAUACUGCGCAUGGUGGAUCCCCAAAACACUACUGGGCCUCCUAAGCCUCUCCGUAUUUAGGUCUAUUUGGAUGGCCCUAAAAUUGAUUGUUUUUCCUCCAGACCCUAAACCAGAAGUAAUUAUAUUGGACGUUAGUCUCAUAGCCCUGUAUAUACUGAAAUCUUUCUCAAAUUAUAAAGUGUUUGUUGUUGAGACUUUCGAAGACCUAAAAAACACCGAUGCUUGUUACGAACAUACAAAGCUAAUUCCUACACUAGUUGAAGCUAAAUGGAUAAAACUGGCUGAUGAAAUUAUAGUUGAGACGUUAGGUUUUGCAGAGAUACUAGUAAAGUCCCACCCCUCUAUUAUAAAAAAGCCUCGAAUACUAUAUCCCUCCAUUGAUUUGGGACUUUGGAAUGAACCGGGAAUAAAAAUUCAACGAAUAAUCCCAGAUUUGUUGGGAGAUACCAUUUUAUUCUUAUCUGUCGGAAAAUUUAAGCGAGCCUCAAAUUUUAAAUUAGCUUUGGACGCUUUUGAAUUUCUUCUUGAACUUAUUGACGAUUCAGCUAUAACAAAGCGAUUUCAAUUAGUGGUUGCAGGUAACUGCAAAACUUUGGACGAAAGGUUUCACUAUAGCGAAUUAAUGGCUUCAGCGAAACAAAGAGUAUGUGCAGCACAAAUAACAUUCUUAAGACAGCUUCCAAUUAUUCAUGAAAAGACUUUAAUCAUGGAAUCCGCCAUAAUGAUACAUCCUGCAAAGAAUGACGUAUAUUCAGACUUUGUUCUAAAGGCUAUGUCCUUAGGAAAACCUAUAGUAGCCACGAACAAGGGUAUUGCGUCGAAACUGCUCGUACAUAGACUAUCAGGAGUCAUUGUCGAACCAGAACCAAAAGUUAUUGCUCUCGCUAUGAAAAAGUUAAUGCUAAAUCCGCAUUUGCAAGUAUUUUUGGGAGAUAUGGCCAAAGAAGCGUUUGAUAAGUCUCACUCCUUUGACGCUUUUUGUGGUCAAAUUAAUGAGAUAAUGAGAACACCUGUGGAAGCAUCUGUCAGUACUAUAUAUAACGGCCAUGAAGAAUCUAUUUCGGCAAAUUAAUAUGUUGUUAUAAUUAAAAAUUUCUUGUCAUUAUUUUUAAAUCUUGUAACAAAAUUUUAAACAUGCAAUAAAAUGAUAAAAAU